GUAAUGUGAAUAGCAGACGACAUUCUUAAAUUCUAUAUGCGCGUCUGAAAAACGUGUCUGUGGUUUCUGUCUUCUGUAUUGUGAUUUAUACAAUUGUUUUAAAAGGUAAGUAAAGUUUUACAUUUGUUUGUUUGAGUUUUAUUAUGUUUGAUUAUUUAUUUGUGAAAACGUACUUUUGUCAUUUAGGAAUUUGAGGUAUAUUUAUUUGGAAGACGCGUGCCGGAAGCGAUCACGGUUCUCAACGAAAGUUUAGAAACUUGCAUAAAAGAUAAUGGAAAAUUUAUUUCCUUUUUAAAACCACCUUCCCAACUAAACAUUUUUUUCACUCUGCAAAAAUAUUCCUUAUAGAAUCUCCUACAAUUAAAAAUGUUUGUCUGCAAUAUAUGCAAAGCAAUAUUUUCGACAAUUCGCAAAUAUAAUAGUCAUCAAAAUUCGCAUUCUAAUUUAAAGGGAAUUGAAAUACUUUGUUUACACACAAAUUAUAACGCAAAAUUUACUUCAUACAAAUUAUUUAGUGAACAUAUUCUUUGCCAUUAUAAUAAAACAAGGGGAAACAUUCAUCAUUCCUGCAAAGUAGAAAAUUGCAAUUUUUUGUCUGCAAAUAGAAAAUUUAUAGAUAUACAUAUCAAAGAACACAUUAAAAAGUCUAAUACUGGUGUACCUUGUCCUUUUUCUGAUUGCUCUCAAAGUAAAGUUUUGUAUAAAAACGCAAAUGCCUACACUGUUCAUGUCUUUAGACAACAUUCAACUGACGAUAAUGUUCAAAUACUCGACGAAGAUAAUUCUUUUAAUGAAAAUGAAGAAAUCUAUAACAAUUUUCAGCUUCCUUAUAUGAUAGCACCUUCUUUUUCUGACAAUGUUGACAAGUUUAGCUUUUCCGAAGAGAAUAUUAAUCUCGAAGAUAAUUUUCCUGUAGUUACAGAAAAGAAACAUUUUUCUGAAGUAAAGAAAAAUGCUGUAGAUUUGUGUUUAACAUUGAGUACCAAGCAUAAUGCAACAGAGUCUAUUGUACAGGAAGUUGUUAAUCGGUCUAAUCAAAAUAUUAAUAUGUGUAAACAUAAUUUUAUAAAAUCUUUAGAUGAUAUCUUAAAUAAAGAGCAAAAAAAUCUAAUUAUUGACAGUUUUAACAAAAGUUUUAAUGAUUUGAUUGAAUGUUUUGAUUCAAAUGUAGGAUGUCUAAGAAACACUUACAGAGAAAAAAAUUUUAUGAAAAUAAAUUAAAUUUAAUUUUGCCAGAGGAGAUUUUUUUAUUUAAUAACGACGAGGAGAUAACGAACAAACGAUUCAGUUAUGUUUCAAUAUUAGAUACCCUUAAGCAAUUACUUCUCGACGAUGACAUUCGUAGUUAUUGCGAAAAUGUUCCUCCGUUAAAAGAUUCCAAUUUAAAAUUUGAUAUUAAAGAUGGUGAAAUUAUGAAAAAUAAUUAAAUAGUUAAAAAACACAAAAAUUAUGCAAAUAUAAUUCUCUUCCAAGACGCAUUCGAGGUUUGUAAUCCUCUUGGAACUUCUAAAGGAAAAUUUAAAAUUGUAGGAAUGUAUAUGCUUUUGGCGAAUUUACCACCUCAUUUAAGAACUAAAACGGAAAAUAUUAAAUUAGUCAUGAUGUGCUUUGAGUCCAACAUUAACACAUUUGAGUGGGACCAAAUUUUAGAAAAACCGAUUAAUGAAAUAAAAACUCUUGAAACCGAGGGAAUAAAAAUAACUGUUGGAGGCGAAGAGAAAACCUUUUUUGGUACAUUAAUUACAAUGUUAGGAGACAAUAAAGGAAAUCAUAAUAUAGGGUGUUAUGUGGAAAAUUUUAGCAAAUCUAUUUAUUUCUGUCGGACUUGCGAAAUAACUCGUGAAGAAUUUCAAAAUAAUAUCUUUUGCAAACGAACAUUAAGAACUGUUGAGACUUAUAAAGCUUGUUUAGAAGAACCACGAGGUCAAAAAAACAAUGUUAAGGGAAUUAAAAUGAACUCUCCUUUAAAUAAGCUUUCUUUUUAUCAUGUGGCAAAUUUUGGAUUAGCUCCUUGUGCAGCUCAUGAUUUUGACGAGGGUUUUAUUAAAAGAGAUUUAUUUAUAAUACUAGAGGAACUAAUAAAAAAAGAAGAAUCGUUUACUGCGGGCCUUCUAAAUUAUCGAAUUAACGAUCUCAAAUUACUUUCCGAAAAUGCGGUGUUUGUACCCAAUAUAAAUUUAAAUUCAUCAAAAAAGAAAUUAGAAGGUACUGCCAGUCAAAUCAGGAGACUUUUGUUACUAAUUCCUGUAGCAUUGUCAGAAAAAAUCAAGGAUGUAGAGUUAAAUGUUUGGGAAAUGCUAUUGUCUUUAAGAUUAAUUUGUUCCUAUGUAUACGCUCCAGCCUUGUCAGACAGGCAAAUUGCAUUAUUGCAACUUGAAAUCAAUAAAUAUUUCACUCUCAGAAAGAAAUGUUUUCCGCUCGAAAAAUUGAUACCGAAGCAUGAGUAUUUAAAACAUUAUCCUAUUUGGAUUAGAAAACUUGGUCCCUUAAAACAUUUAUGGACACUACGGUGCGAGGCUCAGCAUAGUGUGCAUAAAACUGUUAUCAGACAUUUAGGAAAUUUUAAAAAUGUUACACACACUCUCGCCGUAAAGCAUCAAUUAAAACAAGCUGCUUAUCCAUCAACUGGAAAAAAUUUAGUUGAUGCGAAAAAUGUGUCCGCAUUUGAUUUCAAUAGUUUUUCGAAUUAUGUUUUACAACCGAAUCCAGACACUCUAACAUACGUCACGUCCCAAGUUGAAUUUUGUGGAAUUGAUUACAGACAAAAUAUGUCAGUUUGUAUCGGCUUAAAUGAAUUUGGAAAUUUCGUCGUAUGUAAAAUAAAUUACAUAGUAAUCAAUUCCACAUAUUCAAAUAUAACAUUCCUGGGUACACCAAAAGAAAUCGUUUAUAAUAAAUACGUGGGGGUUUAUGAAAAUGGAGACAAUGAUUCUGAGGAAACACUUUGCGCUUUUCCUUAUUCUUCCUUAUUAUCUCCUGACCCGAUUCCUGAAUUUUUUAUAAAAAAUGUACCAGUAUACGUCCCAAAAUACUCACCUCUUGAUCCAGACAAUGAAAAAUAGUAUGCCUCGUAUAAAAAUUUGGACUGCAAAUCGUUCGAAAAGGGUUGCAGUCAAUUUCGAAGAUUUCGACACAUCAAUGGAAAUAAUUAUAAGGGAAGGUUCUCAAAAAUUAGGAAUAAAAGGAAUAAUGCUUGUUGCGGAAGAAGACGGAACUUCAGUUUUAGAUACAGAUGACCUACAAUACUACUGCGAACACGAAAAACCAAUCCUUUUCCUUGAAAGAAAUGAGACUUGGUCUCAUCCCCUUCCGACAAUAGGGAAAGGGAAAGAUAUUGCAGAGAAUGGGAAUCCUACAGAACCUGAGCAGAAUAAUGUGGAACACAGAGAUCUCACAGAUGACAAGGAACCCGAACAGGACAACAAUAAUCAUGGACAUGACAAUAAUAAUCUUCAACUUGAAAACGCUGAUAUGGAAACUGUGGAUAAUAAUCGAGAACGUGAUGAAAAUAGGAGCGAUCCUGUCAAUCAGCAGAACAAUAAUGACGAUCAACAACAGGAUGAAAUUGUUAACUAUUUCAAAGCUAAACGGGAUAGUUUUGUAUCCUGGGAUGAGUAUGUUGUUCCAUGGACAAAUUUACCUGCAGUAGAUGUUCUCGCUUGUCAUAAUGGAACUGCAACGGAAAGAAAUAAACAUAAUGUAGUCCAAUCAGUAAUUACAGACAUGCGGUUUUACAACGUUCUUAUUCGUCGCCAAGACCUUCAAAAGAUAGCAAAGCAAUUUAUGAUUAAGUUUCCAAUUGCGUUUAAAGAUUUGGACGAAGAUGGCGAAACAUUAGAUAAUGGUUAUAAUGGAAUUCUAAAAAAAUUAGAAGACCAUAAUAACUAUCUGAAUAGAACUCCAAAUCGUCGUCCAAAUCUAACAGAUCAAUUGAAUAUUAAAUUAAAAGACCGACGAUCUUUAGAAGCUAUUCAAAGUGGCACGAUUAAUUGGCAACCGCCACAAAUCGCUGAAGGUGAAACGGAAGAAAGUAUUGAAAAUAAUAGAAUUUUCUUAUGCGCUUACAAUUUUGAAAACAUUCAAAAAAUAAUUCCUGAAACUGAAUUGGAAACUAAAUUGAAUUCCACUUUCGCAAUACAACGUCUUUUCUUAAAUAAUAUUAAAAAUCCACCGAAUAUUAAUGAUAUUGAGGCAAAUUGGUCAUUUUUGUUAUAUGAAAGUUGUCUGCUUUGGCAUUUUGAAAAAUUGACAGGCAUUUCUCUGGAUCAAAUGUCACAAAAAUAUGAAUUGAAAAUUAAAAAAAAAUUCUUCACUAUGCCCAAUGGAAGUUAAAAAUUCAGUAUGAUCCUGCAAUCAAAGAUAUGCCUUUUGAGCAGAGACAAACAGAAGCUUUCAAAUGUAUAGAAAUUCUUCUCAAUGAGAAAGAAGUGAGCCUAAUUAGUGAAUGCGAUGCCCGACUAGAUGAAAGUACACUUCAAUCUGAGACAAAAUUUGCUUUUAUUGCAAUGCGAGUUCCAGAUCAAAAUGAAACGGAGGACGAUAAUGACGAAUUAAAUUAUAUAUAUCAAUAUUUAAUUCUGUUUGAAGGAAAGGUGAAAUAUAGGUGCAACUCACUACUUCGCGCAAUCCAAUUGCUUAUUGCAGUUUACUAUACUUUCAAUAAAUCAUAUCCAUCAUGCCACGGAUCAAAACUCAUAUUUUUGGAAAUGUACUUUAUUAACAUUAGAUCACCCACUGGAACAUGUCGUUCAAAGAGCAAGACGUA
Leptopilina heterotoma is the source of this 4765-nucleotide messenger RNA. RefSeq names its product putative histone-lysine N-methyltransferase 1. The record is from RefSeq and is a predicted model, not a curated record. The transcript is spliced from 5 exons. The coding region runs from base 3007 to 4332 and encodes 441 amino acids. Lineage: Eukaryota; Metazoa; Arthropoda; Insecta; Hymenoptera; Figitidae.